Oryza brachyantha (malo sina) is the source of this 3059-nucleotide messenger RNA. RefSeq names its product probable serine/threonine-protein kinase WNK8. Gene Ontology annotation, molecular function: protein serine/threonine kinase activity; ATP binding. Gene Ontology annotation, biological process: protein phosphorylation; intracellular signal transduction. Lineage: Eukaryota; Viridiplantae; Streptophyta; Magnoliopsida; Poales; Poaceae. The transcript has 3 exons. The record is from RefSeq and is a predicted model, not a curated record. Bases 860 to 2737 code for a protein of 625 amino acids. Gene Ontology annotation, cellular component: cytoplasm.
UCAGCUCAAGAGUAGCUAGCCUUUUCUGACUUGUGUCAUUUCUCCAUAAGUAAAUAGCUCAAACUCCUGCAUUUCUUGCUCAAAUAGAAUUUCCGUCAAGGCAUAGAUACUUCAAAAUCAGGUUAGCAGCAGUCUCCUUCCUCUCCAUGUAACUAGUGCAAACCCUCGAGAUCAGCAGUUCAGCACAAGAACCUGAUAGAAAAGAGGAAAAUUCGCUCUCCCGACUAGCUCUCAACAGUCAAUCCAUCUUUGCAGCCUCCAGGUGACAGGCGAGAUCUGAAUUUCUGAUCUUUUCCCCUUCUCAUCAGUAGAAAUCCAAGGAUCAUUCCUCCCUCUGCACUGCAGUACUGCACACCACACCAGAGUGUAGUACGUGUCUCAUCAGCAUCAAAAGUGACAUGCAAACACACCACACAAAUUGAGGUCGAUUGAUAGAAUCGAAUUCCACUUAAAUUUGCAGGGUGGAAGAGAAUCCCCUGCCUGCUUGAUUUGAUCGGGAUUACAGGCAUCCAAUUCCAUCACUCAACCGGAGCUGUCUGCCUUGUUGCUAUCGCCCUAUUUCUGCUACCUCGUGCCGUGCUGGUUUCUUGCAAAAUUCUCUGGCCUUGCGUUGCGUUAGGCGCCUAAGUAGUGGCUCGUCAGCGUCAGAUGAGUGCAGGGCCUUGCUGCUCGGAGGCGUCCAUGGCGUGGAUGCUCCUGCGCAUCGACUGCUCCCUCCUCGGCUGGCUCCUCUUCCGCGUCUUCUUCUCCCACCACCAAAACCACCACGCCAACCAGUGCACCAUCUUCUAGCACUCGGCUAUCGUAUCAUCUAUAUACAGCAAGUAAGCUGUCGCUCGCCGACGGUGGCCGAUCGAGCAUGUCCGCCUCAGGGCGAUGCGGCGGCCGCCGGUGGGAAAGAAGUACGGUGGUGGGCGACGACAGGAAUGGAUACGUCGAGACUGACCCAACUGGGCGCUAUGGCCGGUUGGCGGAGGUGCUGGGGAAGGGGGCGAUGAAGACGGUGUACCGAGGGUUCGACGAGGUGCGGGGGGUGGAGGUGGCGUGGAACCAGGCCACCAUCUCCGACGUCCUCCGCACCCCCGACGCCCUCCACCGCAUGUACGCCGAGGUCAGCCUCCUCGCCGACCUCCGCCACGACGCCAUCAUCUCCUUCCACGCCUCCUGGGUCGACCCUUCCCCCUCCCGCCGCUCCUUCAACUUCAUCACCGAGCUCUUCUCCUCCGGCACCCUCCGCUCCUACCGCCUCCGCUACCCGCGCGUCAGCCGCCGCGCCAUCGCCGCCUGGGCGCGCCACCUCCUCCGCGGCCUCGCCUACCUCCACUCCCGCGGCGUCAUCCACCGCGACCUCAAGUGCGACAACAUCUUCGUCAACGGCCACCUCGGCCAGGUCAAGAUCGGCGACCUCGGCCUCGCCGCCGUCCUCCGCGGCUGCUCCUCCGCCCACAGCGUCAUCGGCACGCCCGAGUUCAUGGCCCCUGAGAUGUACGACGAGCACUACGGCGUCGGCGUCGACGUCUACUCCUUCGGCAUGUGCAUGCUCGAGAUGCUCACCAACGAGUACCCCUACAGCGAGUGCGACAACCCGGCCCAGAUCUACAAGAAGGUCACCGCCGGCAAGCUGCCCGAUGCCUUCUACCGCCUCACCGACCCCGAAGCCCGCCGCUUCAUCGGCCGCUGCCUCGUCGCCGCUUCCCACCGCCCCUCCGCCGAGGAGCUCCUGAUCGACCCCUUCCUCUCGCCGUCUCAGCACCACGACGAUCACAACAGCAACGUGAUUACGUGUCAUUCCGCCCCUCCACCGCCGCCAUUGCCACUGAUCACUAUUGCCAAUAGUGAACAAGAGGAGGGGGAGGAGGCGCCGGCAGCAGAAAGUACGGCGGUGGACAUGACGAUCACCGGGAAGCUGAACAAAGAGCACGACACCAUCUUCCUCAAGGUGCAGAUCGGCAGCGACGAGUCAUCACGUGAUGGUCAUGGCGGGAACGUGCGGAACAUCUACUUCCCGUUCGACAUCGUGAAUGACACGGCGAUGGAGGUGGCGACGGAGAUGGUGAAGGAGCUGGACAUCGGCGAGAGGGAGCCGAGGGAGAUCGCGGCCAUGAUCGAGCAGGAGAUAGUGAGGUUGGUGCCAGGGUACAAGCAGCAGCAGCAGGAGUACUCGUACGCGGAUGACCACGAUGAUGAUGACGACGACGGACACCCUAAUCCCUUCUACUACCUCUCCUCGUCACCCACCUCCUCUCAGGAAUCUCUCGGCAGGGUGGGCCUCACAUCCUCGGGGGGCUUCCCUGGCCCACAUGGCAAGGUUGACUGCUCAAGAGAUUACUGUUACUACCGCCCUCCAAGCAGCAGCAGCGUGAGCGUCAGCGACGACGAUGACUGCACGGCGAGCUGCCCUACAAGCGCUGGAAGUCAGCAGCAGCACUGCUCCUCUUCCAGCAGAUUGGGGCCAGCAGCAGCAGCAGCAGAAAGAGGAGGGCACGCCGGACGCCCGCGGCAGCGAGAGGGAGAGGAGGAGCGGCGGCGGCGGAGGAUGACGAGGAACAGGUCGAUGGUGGACAUGCGAAGCCAGCUGCUGCACCGGACGCUGGUGGAGGAGCUCAACAAGCGCCUCUUCUUCAACACCGUCGGCGCCGUCCAUGACAUCGGCUUCCGCGACCCCACCACCUCCUCCUCGCAGCAACAUCGCCGGAGCCACAAGCACCAACACUACAUGUUCUCAAAAUCUCAAUAAAUUUUGAAUGCAAAUUUGGUAUGUGUUUACACAAUCAGAUGCAGCUUAGCAGCUCUGGUGAAUCGAUUUGCACAUAUAUAAGCGAUGACCAUUGCGCGUGCGGCCGGCCACAAUAUACAAGUGCAUGCGUUUCGUUCGUCCUCAAGAGAAUUUUGCCAGGCAACAUGUGAAUAUAUGUGAGUUGUGCUAGCUGUUCUGUAAAGACCUUGUUACCUAUAUUUUUCUAACAAAAAUCGGGUCACAAUAACCUGUUCUCUACAAAACAAAAACUAUAUGUUUAUGGUAUGUAUUUAUUUUUCAGAUAACGGAUAAUAAUGUUUAA